CGCCUCAGCCUGCAGCCGCCGGAGCCGGGGCGGUCGUGCCGCGCCAGGGGCGGGCCCCGCCGGACGCGACGCCGAGGAGGCGCCGGGCCGCGGCCCAGGUGAAGCAGGAGCUGUAGAAGGAAGACCUGGUGGCUUGCAAUCAUGCCGUUCCCCUUUGGCAAAUCCCACAAGUCUCCUGCAGACAUAGUGAAGAACCUGAAGGAAAGUAUGGCAGUUCUAGAAAAGCAGGAUAUAUCUGACAAGAAGGCAGAAAAGGCCACUGAGGAGGUCUCAAAAAACCUUGUUGCCAUGAAAGAAAUCUUAUAUGGCACAAAUGAAAAAGAACCACAGACAGAAGCCGUGGCACAGCUUGCUCAAGAGCUGUACAACAGUGGUCUCCUUAGUACCCUUGUAGCUGACUUGCAGCUAAUUGAUUUUGAGGGCAAAAAGGAUGUCGCCCAAAUCUUCAACAACAUCCUCAGAAGGCAAAUUGGUACAAGAACUCCCACAGUUGAAUACAUCUGCACUCAACAGAAUAUAUUGUUCAUGCUAUUAAAAGGGUACGAGUCUCCAGAAAUUGCUCUAAAUUGUGGGAUAAUGCUUAGAGAAUGCAUCAGACACGAACCGCUCGCAAAAAUAAUCUUGUGGUCAGAACAGUUCUAUGAUUUCUUCAGAUACGUGGAAAUGUCGACAUUUGACAUUGCUUCAGAUGCAUUUGCCACGUUCAAGGAUUUACUUACAAGACACAAGUUGCUAAGUGCAGAAUUUUUGGAACAGCAUUAUGAUAGGUUCUUCAGUGAAUAUGAGAAGUUACUUCAUUCAGAAAACUAUGUGACAAAGAGACAGUCACUUAAGCUUCUUGGUGAAUUAUUAUUGGACAGACACAACUUCACAAUUAUGACAAAAUACAUCAGUAAACCUGAAAAUCUGAAACUAAUGAUGAACCUUCUACGAGACAAGAGUCGUAACAUUCAGUUUGAGGCCUUUCACGUGUUUAAGGUGUUUGUAGCCAACCCUAACAAGACGCAGCCUAUAUUAGACAUCCUUCUAAAGAACCAGACCAAACUCAUUGAGUUCCUCAGCAAGUUUCAGAAUGACAGGACCGAGGAUGAACAAUUUAAUGAUGAGAAGACCUAUUUAGUUAAACAGAUCAGGGAUUUGAAGAGACCAGCACAGCAAGAAGCUUAAUCUCCAGUAAACCCCUAUAAUAUUAAACCCAAAUUCAGCAGUCGCUGUUAGAUAUUCAGCAUCAGGCACUCUUAUCGAUUCAUGAGGAACAUUACUGCUAAUCUGCUGUUCAGUGAACGGUUUUUGUUUUUCUUUUCUCUUCUUUAGUCCAAGUUGAAAAACAUAGCUGCUGCUUUCUUGCACAAUGUGGACUUUCUUGAUAUUUGUGUCAUUUCAGAAUUCAAAGACACUGCUUGUUUGAUGAGCCCUGAAAAGAAAGAUUCUAGGUUCAUGAACGCAAACAUAUAGAUAAUAGUUUGGUUUAGGAAAGAAGGUAUUAAUGUAGUUAAGUAAAAGGUUGCAUGCUUGCAAAUCUGAAUAAAUCUGUAUGUUUGCACUUACCUUGUUUGAGAUACGAGCACAACGUGACCUGUGCAUACCUGGCACCAUAGUAUAAGAUAUAUGCCUUGAUUUAAAAAAUAAAAAAAAAAUUGUGCAGUGCUUUAUUUGUAAUCAAAGGGGAAACGUAUCUAAGAUGUGAGCUUAUUGGGAUAAACAGUUGUCUUGCAAAUAAACUGAUAUUGAAACUUAGCAACUUUUAAAAGAGUGAAAUCUCAAGGUUCAUUAGGAAAAUGUAUAUAUGCCUUUCACUGCUUUCUAGGUUUUUUGGACAUGAUUUGAUUUUUUUUCUGAGAAUUGACUUGUAAACUUGGAAAUAUGUUCUAAGGGGUUUUGUUAAUUUUGCUUUAAAGGUAUUUCAGACAGUAGACCUAGCAGUGACAUUUUGCGUUUCAUUUCAACGAUGCUUGCUGGUUUCUUUUGUAUAUAACUCCUAGGCUGCUCAUUUCUUUAAAAUAUGAUUUAAUUUGUACAGCAGAGGAAUGUUAUUGUAUUAGUCUGUAACUAUUACCUAAUAUUGAGUUUUGCAAAAUGAAUGCUCAUAUGUAAUUGAAUCCUUCAGAUCACAUGGAAAUGCUGAUUUAACGAUCGUAAGUACUGCAGCAUUAAGAGAAAAAAACCACCAACAAAUUCUUUGUACUCACUUAUCUAACAGGGUGCCAUCAGUUAGGGUAGGCUGACGUAGAGAACUGGAACCCUUUCUGCUAGAAUCUUACUGGUAAUAUUGGCCUUAUUCAAUUAAACUAGCGUUGUGCUCACCAGAUCUGCAGAUGGCAGACGUGAUGCUAAAUUAAUAUGGAUUCUUCUUACUUCUGGGGAGCCUGCAGUGCAUCGUUCCUUUCUUACAGUAGUUAACUCAGUACGUAGUUGUGCAAGUGGAUGAGUUAAUUCCCUCUGAAUGCAAGAAACAUGAUUACAUAGAUGUCCUAGAAUAACAAAAUGAUUUUCCUUUGUUGAUUUUGUUCUUUAAUGCUGCAAACUAUCAGUAUUUAUAAAAACAAAAAACCAACUGAUUUUGCACCAUUUUUUUUGU
Molecule: messenger RNA, 2578 nt
Organism: Lagopus muta (rock ptarmigan)
Lineage: Eukaryota; Metazoa; Chordata; Aves; Galliformes; Phasianidae
Gene: CAB39
Product: calcium binding protein 39
Exons: 9
Coding region: 142-1167 (341 amino acids)
Biological process (GO): intracellular signal transduction
Molecular function (GO): protein serine/threonine kinase activator activity
Source: RefSeq, a predicted model, not a curated record